UAAUUAUGUCUCACUAAGGGUCCUUUACUAUCCCUCUUAAAAUUCUCUUAUAUCUGCAACUAACACCCUCAGGCCCCUAAAUUGGUGUGAAAAACUUGAUCAAGUCCAAGAUGAGAGAGUUAGAAUCGGAACCGUCCCAGAAAAAAACGGUGUUUCCCUUUGACUGGUUCCAUUUUAUACAGAUGUAAUAAGAAUCAUGCAUUCAUCGGUUCCAGCAAAAUCUCAACGUCCCUACCUGCCACUCCUCUGACAUACUUGUCUUGCACAGUGAACACAAUUGUUAUACACAAAGUUUUACAAAAACUCAGUGGCUCUGAGCUUUUACUGUGGAUUUUGAUCAUUUUCCCUCCCCAAAAUCUUCUCCUUUUCUCUCUUAAAAUGCUGAGCAAACCAAAACCAAGAAAUUGAAACCCCAUAGAUGUGAUCUCUUGUAUGUGAUGAAGAGAGAAAUUCAACACAUUUUUCUACCCUCUACUUUCUUGAUACUGAUCCUUUCCCUUGGCUCCACUGCCCAAAACCCUAAUGCAGGCCUGAGAGAGUUAAAACUUUCUCAUAUUAAUCAGAGGCAGCUCUUGUUCUACACUGACCAAGAUGGGUCAAGAGGGGAGCUUGUGGCAGUCCCAUCCUCCCUUGUUUUUCACAACCCAAGACUCAGGAGUGCCUACGUUGCCCUCCAGGCAUGGAAACAAGCCAUGCUCUCAGACCCUCUGGGCCAAACAUCCAACUGGGUUGGAUCCAAUGUCUGCAGCUACACUGGAGUCUUCUGCUCCCGAGCCCUAGAUGACCCGUCAGUCGAAACUGUGGCCGGCAUUGAUCUGAACCACGGCGGCAUUGCAGGGUACCUCCCUGAAGAGCUGGGUCUGCUCUCAGAUAUUGCAUUGUUCCACAUCAACUCCAAUCGGUUUUGCGGCAGUGUCCCGAAGAGUUUCAGCAAACUGAAGCUGCUUUUUGAGCUUGAUCUGAGCAACAACCGCUUUGCUGGGAAGUUCCCUCUUGUUGUUCUUCGACUGCCAAAGCUAAAAUUCCUGGACCUGCGAUUCAAUGAGUUUGAAGGUAAGGUCCCCAAGGAACUGUUUGAUAAAGAUCUAGAUGCAAUCUUCAUCAACCACAACAUGUUCUCCUUCGAAUUGCCAGAUAAUUUGGGGAACUCGCCAGUCUCAGUUAUUGUUCUUGCAAACAACAACUUCCAUGGGUGUGUGCCAGCCAGCCUUGGUAACAUGUCCAAGAAUUUGAACGAAGUGGUGCUCACAAACAACGGCUUCCACUCGUGCUUGCCAAAGGAAAUAGGGAUGCUGAAGGAUGUAACUGUGUUUGAUGUGAGCUAUAAUCGGAUUGUCGGUGAGUUGCCAGAGGCAGUGGGUGAAAUGGUGAGCUUGGAGAAGCUCAAUGUGGCUCAUAACAUGCUAAGAGGGAACAUACCUGAGAGCGUUUGUGAGCUUCAGAACCUGAGGAACUUUAGCUUUGAGCACAACUUCUUCACUAGUGAGCCACCAAUGUGUUUGAAAUUGGAGAAGUUUGAUGACAGCAAGAAUUGCUUGCGGCGUAGGCCAAAGCAGAGAACCAUGUUGCAUUGUAAAUUGGCCUUGUCUAAGGGUGUUCGUUGUAGUUCUUUUGGAUGCCGUCCUUCUGUUCCUCCCUCCCCAUCACCACCACCUCCACCACCACCAUCUCCAUCACCACCACCUCCAUCACCAUCACCACCACCUCCAUCGCCAUCACCUCCACCUCCUCCUCCUCCACCACCUCCACCUCCUCCUUUUCUAGUUCCUUCUUUUUUGGAAUUUUUGUACUUUUCUGGCAAGCCUCAGAAGUUGCAACCCUCUAAUUCUCAUCCAUCGCCGCCUCCACCACCCAUUUAUUCUCCACCACCCGCUUCACCUUCUCCACCUCCAUCUCCGCCACCAUGUAUGAGACCUUCUCCACCUCCACCUUCACCGCCAGCUCCAGUGUAUGAUGGCCCGUUGCCACCAACUAUCGGUGUCUCCUAUGCCUCACCACCACCACCACUGUUUUAUUAG
Messenger RNA from Prunus persica (peach), 2018 nucleotides. Its product is annotated as leucine-rich repeat extensin-like protein 4. Gene Ontology annotation, molecular function: protein binding. The record is from RefSeq and is a predicted model, not a curated record. Lineage: Eukaryota; Viridiplantae; Streptophyta; Magnoliopsida; Rosales; Rosaceae. The transcript has 2 exons. Bases 438 to 2018 code for a protein of 526 amino acids.